AUGAAGAAGAGCAUCGGUGCCGUGACCAUGAUCUCUCUAUGCUUCAACAUCUGCAACAGCUGGGCUGGUCUGUCCGCCAGCUCUCAAAUCGCACUGAUCCAAGGCGGCCCUGCAACGCUCCUCUACGGUAUGAUGAUCACUGCCAGUGCCUACAUGGCCAUCGCCCUGAGCAUGGGCGAGCUCGCCAGUGUCUAUCCCACUGCGGGAGGCCAGUACCACUUCGUCUCGAUCCUGGCGCCGAAACGGUUCAAUCGCGGUCUCUCGUACACCUGUGGGAUUCUCGCGAACCUUUCAUGGAUAGCCAUCGGCGCUGCGAUCAUCGUUAUCCCGAGCCAGCAGAUCCCGGCUAUAGUAACAUAUUACCACCCGGAGUUUGUGCUGCAGAAAUGGCAUGCCUUCUUGAUCUAUGAAUCAUUUGGUUUCAUAGUCGUGCUUUACAACGUGCUGGCGCUGAAGAAGCUGCCGAGAACCCAUGACAUUGGAUUUGCAACGACCAUCAUCAUGUUCAUUAUCUCGACUCUGGGGUUAUUCAUUCGCUCGUCGCCGAAAGCCUCACAUACAUUUGUAUGGACGACCUUCUCGAACAGUACUGGUUGGCCUGAUGGUGUAUGCUUCCUCACUGCACUCCUAACGACAUCCUUUAUUUUCGCUGGGCUGGAUGCUGCACUACAUAUGGCUGAGGAGGCUCCCAACCCCCGGACUUCUGUUCCCUUAGCAGGCGUCAGCGCCAUUGGUAUCGGCUUCAUCACCGCUUUCACCUUUGGCAUCGCGAUACUGUAUAGUAUAUCUGAUUUUGACGAGGUUCUUGCCAUUGAAGGUUACCUGCCCUUCGAGAUCAACCGCGUUGGACUGCGCUCAGACGCCGGAGCUGUUGGCCUGCUGAUUGCCGGUGUCAUCAUGACCUUUUUCGUUCUAAAUGCAGUGAUUCAAACUGCAUCGAGAAUCACUUGGGCGUUGGCGCGGGACAAUGCACUCGUCUUUUCGGGACUGUUUCGUCAGAUCCAUCCUACCCUCGAGGUCCCGGUAUCGUCCAUCCUCGUCGUUUGGGGGGUUCUUGCUGCCUGUGGGCUGCUCAUUCUCGCAUCGGACACUGCUUUCAAUGCUCUUGUGUCUUCAUGCGUGACACUCCAGUUGCUAUCCUUCAUCAUGCCAACGGCAUUGGUUCUGUAUCAGAGAAGAUCCACGACGUACCUGCCGAGGAACCGAGCAUUCGGCUUGCCGAACUGGGCUGGAUGGAUAAUCAACGUCUGGGCUGUUUGCAUGCCUUCGAUAUUGUGCAUAUUUUUCCUGUUUCCGGCGUUUGUACCGGUCACCGCAGAAUCCAUGAAUUACAACGUUGUCAUCUUAGGGAUUGCAGCGUUUUUUGGAACGGUGAAUUGGUUCUGUUAUGCCCGGAAGCACUAUCAGGGUCCAAGAAUCGUCUUCCAUGAUUGA
Molecule: messenger RNA, 1434 nt
Organism: Eremomyces bilateralis CBS 781.70
Lineage: Eukaryota; Fungi; Ascomycota; Dothideomycetes; Eremomycetales; Eremomycetaceae
Product: amino acid transporter
Exons: 5
Coding region: 1-1434 (477 amino acids)
Biological process (GO): amino acid transport; transmembrane transport
Cellular component (GO): membrane
Molecular function (GO): transmembrane transporter activity
Source: RefSeq, a predicted model, not a curated record